AUGAGAAUCGCGACGCUGCAAUUCGCAGCAAAACUUGGCGAUGUUGACGGCAAUAUUCGAAAAGCAAAUGAGCUUCUGAAAACUGGCAAGGUCAGUUCGCUAGAUGGAACAGUUGGUCUGCAUAAAAAGGGUUCUAGGAUCGAUGUUGAGGUAUUGCGACCAGAUCUUUUGGUGCUGCCCGAAAUGGCUUUGACGGGAUAUAACUUCCCCUCACUGGAAGAAAUAAGGCCAUACCUGGAGCCUUCCGGCAAGGGACCCAGUGCCGCAUGGGCGCUCGAAACAGCCAAGCGCCUACAGUGCAAAGUAUGCGUGGGAUAUCCCGAGAUUGAAACCAGCUCUGAAGAGGGCGUGAAAUCAAAGUACUACAACUCCCUCCUUGUAGUGGAUGAGCAUGGAAAUGUGGUCCACAACUACCGCAAGAACUUUUUGUAUUACACAGAUGAAACCUGGGCCACUGAAGGGGACGUGAAGCGGGGAUUCCACGAGCUAUCUUUCCCCUCGCGAAAAGGCAGGAUUGCAUCCGCUACUAUGACAGACCUCGUGGGUGAUACUCACCGAGACACAGAUGCAGGUGCAGGUGCAAGCGCAAAUAAACCCGACUCCGACGCGGUAAAAAACCAGGCAGGGAAACGAGUGGCGACAUCAUUUGGUAUCUGCAUGGAUAUCAACCCUUACAAGUUCGAAGCCCCGUACUCAGAUUACGAAUUUGCCAAUCGUGUCUUGAACUCCAAGUCUCAGUUGGUGAUUAUUCCCAUGGCUUGGUUGACUCUUGCUAGUCGUGAGGAGUUAGAUAUGCUGGAUGGAGAACCUGAGAUGGACACUUUCAGAUACUGGUUGAUGCGAAUGAUACCUCUUUUGACACAAAAGAUGCAACAAGAGAGCAAUAUCGACGAUGCAGAUCCAGGCGGAGAAAGGGAGGGCCAAGAUACCGAUACGAAGAAGGUUGUGAUCGUCUUUGCGAAUCGGACCGGAGAGGAGCCAGCGGCAGAUGAUACUAAGCCACCAGCGCGAUAUGCGGGGACAAGUACAAUUGUUACGAUAAUACAACAAGGGUCACAGGCUCCAGAGGUGGAAAAUGCAAAGAUUCUUUGUUGGGAUCUACUUGGGGCGACGGAAGAAGGUAUUUGUUUUGCGGAUAUCACGGCAGACCCAAAAAUGGUUUUUGGACUUGGGAAGAAGGGGGACGAGUGA
Molecule: messenger RNA, 1191 nt
Organism: Penicillium taxi
Lineage: Eukaryota; Fungi; Ascomycota; Eurotiomycetes; Eurotiales; Aspergillaceae
Product: putative protein N-terminal asparagine amidohydrolase
Exons: 2
Coding region: 1-1191 (396 amino acids)
Biological process (GO): protein catabolic process
Molecular function (GO): protein-N-terminal asparagine amidohydrolase activity; protein-N-terminal glutamine amidohydrolase activity
Source: RefSeq, a predicted model, not a curated record